Molecule: messenger RNA, 498 nt
Organism: Microthlaspi erraticum
Lineage: Eukaryota; Viridiplantae; Streptophyta; Magnoliopsida; Brassicales; Brassicaceae
Source: the annotation of a GenBank genome assembly
AUGACUAGGAGGUCCAACAAGGACAACCUAGUUGAACAUCCAGAUAUAGACAAGCUCGAGAAGUUAAUUAGGAAGCAAAAAGCCCAAGAGAUGGCCGACGAAGCAGCUCGCGCUCACGCCGCUGAAGUGGCGCGCGCUAAUGAAGGAGAGAUCCUCCUCCUCCUAAUCCACAAGAUCCUGCUGGAGAUAAACCCUAUCCAUCCACCACUUCCUGCAAGGAAUGACUAUGAGAUCAAGCCUCAGAUCAUAGCAUUGGUUAGACAGAACCAAUUCAAUGGCCUUCCAGCCGAGCAUCCUCUUGAUCACAUAGAAAACUUUGAAGAGAUCUGCAGCACUACUAGAUCCAAUGGAGUCUCAGCUGACUACUUGAAGUGCAAGCUCUUUUCAUUCUCUCUUGGCGACAAAGCUUCAAGAUGGUUGAAGUCUCUGCCAGCUCACUCCAUUACCACUUGGGAUGAGUACAAGGCCGCUUUCAUCAACCACUUCUACACCAAGUGA